AUGAGGUUGAAUGCGAUGGUGUCGAUUUCAGCCUUGGGGUCGCCGCUGCUGGUUGCGGCUGAGGCGCCGUCGUUAUCGGCGUUGUACACGAGCCACGGUGAGAUGAGCCCCCCGACAGUAGAGGCUGGGCGGUACGAUUACCUAGUGACGCUGAAUGAAGCGGUGCCGUCUGUGGCGUUGGUUCCUAAGAUCAACCGAAGUACGGCGGUGCCCACUGUCAAGCCGACGACUACGACUGCUGCGUCGGCGGCGAAUGGAACAGUGUCCAACAAUGGUUUGAUGGACGGCUGGUUGAAUGGGGAGAUGUUCAGUCGGCGUGGCGGCGCGGACAAGAGCGUGUCCAGCGCCAUGCCUCCAAUCCAAGUCAAGGUGACCUGGACGGGCGACGACAGCACCAACGGCGCGUGGGUUGAGCCAGAAGGGUCGCCGCUCGGCGUAAAGAAGCAGAUUCCGUUGCCUGAGAACGGGAGUGACAUGACUGUGAAAAUCGAUUUGAGCGACUUGGAGACGGAGGAGCGAAGCAUUUAUUCCGUAACCUACAAGCAACUGUACGAGCCGCCCGCUGGCAUCUAUGGGCUCGAGGCCUCCGACAACACGGGCUACCGAGCUAUCGUAGACCCCACUCUCUCUGAAGACGUCCAGACCUACUCUGUCUACGUCAACCCCAACGCCACGCGGGUAAACCUCGACAUCCGCUGCCGAGGCACCACUCGCAACACCUCUACGGUCGUCAACGGCAAGAAGUACACCGGGAACUCGGCUCAAGUCAACUUGGCCCGAGAACUCGAACACCACACCCAAGUUGUCGAAGUCAUCUGCGGCAGAUACAGAAAGAACGGCGAUGAUACGCCGGCAGAUAAGAGAUAUGCCAUCAAGGUACUUAGUGACUAUACCAUCGAUCAACUCGACACAUUACCCACUGAUAUUUAUAUGCCGGCUAUCAAACAGCAAUGCCAAUUCAAUUUUGAUAAGAAGGCUUACUACUGUCCCGAUCCACAACUGCCCUACCAUUUGGUUCAACUGCAGUCGCAAAACAAACCUGAUAUAAAAUACACCAUGUUCAACAAGGCGCGAACGAGUGAGGUUCGUUUGUUGGACGGUCAGACUUCAAUCCCGUUUACUUAUUCGGGAGAUUUUUCAGUGCGCCACGAGGCGGGACGUUUCUACCAGGAUUACCCUCUGUAUUUCGAUGGUAGCAUGAUGAGAUCUUUAAUGAGCGUGCUCGGAAGCAUUUUAGCCGGGUUGCUGUUAGUUCUUACGGCGGCUCUGUUGGGCAUCGUGGGUGCUGCUUCGGUAUUUACCUUGGGAUUCCCCCUUGGUGCCACGGAGAUUGCAGGGACGCUGGCGUUUAUAAUUCAGUAUUUGUGCUUUAGUCAGAACCUGAAGGGUUCUCCGCGGCUGACCGAGUUUACGGAGCCGUUGCGGUGGUUUACGCUGUUCGCGCCGGGUCCGGUGCAGAUGAGUGACAAUUGUUCUACGGCUAGUUACAGUUUUGGGAACGGACGGAUAGGUGACCUGCGCGACCCGCGGAACGCUCAGGGCGCUCUGUUCUGGGGUUUGGCCCUGUUAUUCGGGUUCGUGCUCUGCCACUUGGGGCUGUUGUUCCGGUUCAAGGUGUUCGAAAAGGGUUUCACGGUUCCGCACCACGUGCAGUUCGGGGGUUGGGAGAACCGCGUUCUACACGCGCUGUUGUUCCCGUUGGCGACGGCGUGUGCCUACUGUCUCGCGAGCGACCAGAUCUGCCCGAUCUUUAAGGCGCUGGCGGGUGCAAUACUGGGUCUCUAUGUGCUCUGGAUUGCGGCAGAAGCGCUGGACGUCCACGCAAUGGUGAACGCCGGCAAAGUCGUCUGGAUCUGGAACAGCAGUUUGAAGGAAGACGGCCAGUUGGAGGACGAGAGUGGCUACUGGGCAGAUGCAAUGGCGGACCAGCUGUUAACGCAGCCGGUGAACCGCACACGGAUGCGCAGCCUGUUCCCCUUCACGUGGGUAAGUCCGGUGGCGGACAUUGUGCCGCAAUCGGUGGUAUCUGCGCAGCCUGACACGGUAUACGGUCCACACAAGUAUCGCGCCCAGAAUUACCAAGAGGCCUCCUACGGGUUGGGCAAAACGCCGCACGUGGUCGAGGUGGUGCGGUGCCGGAAGCCCGGCGGCCUCUGCCGUGGUCAGCGACUGGUGGCUGGGUUGUUGCGGACGAAUUGGCUAGAUGUCCUGUUCACCUAUGAGUCACUGACACAGUUCCAUGCGAACGUGACCAAGAACUCUGGCAGCAGCGUGGUGAUUCCGUGUGUGGCUAAAACCUCGCAGCUUUCGGGACCGUUUGCCGGUGGUCGGGCAAUGUUCUUCUUUGAUGGAGCACGCAUUCCUUUCAUCAGGAUUGCCGACUGUUUCUACCGACUGAUUGUUGGUAUGUGUUUAGGUAUCUCGUUGGUAACACCUGCCCAUGCCGUGGCCUGUUUCGGAGCCAUCGCGGUAUUAUCGGUGGCUAUGUUAGGUUACACGGCGGCUACCAAGCCGUUUACGAGGAUCAACGAGGGUUGGCUCGCAGUGGGGACAUACGCGACCGUGGCGGUGAGUGCCGUGGCGUUUGCACUUUACUAUGUCUUUAAUGGCGAUCGCGAUGAAACGACGGUGCUUGCCGACUUGGCACUGUGGGGUAUUGCUGUGACAUGUUUUGUGCUGGGCGCCUAUUCGCUCAUCAUCGAUAGCUCCAUCUUCAGUGCCGUCUUCUGUCCACCUUUAGACGAGUCCAAGUUCUUGGAACAGCUAAGCAACACUUCCAUCGCCAUCACACCUACCAGCGACAGCCGACGCUCCUAUCGGGUUGAAACUCCGGGAUACUCCAAGUAUCCAACGAAGGAUAUCCUCAUGCAAGCUACUAAAACUGGCAAUCAACGUGUCCAUGUUUCUGUCACUCCAUCCAAACAAGAUCCUUGUCUUGAGUUCUCUGAGAAACAAAUUAAACAGGCCUGCCAGACAAGCCAACUACCAGUACCCAUGGUCACGCUUGUCGCACGCUCUCGACGGGAACCACUCGGAUACAAAUAUUUACAAGUCACGAAGCCAGACCAAUUCACACACGCUGUUACCGACUUCCUUACCAACGACGAUGAACAUGACGCCUUUGAAGGCACUGUUGCUCGCGAACUAGCACGCCACGUCCAAUACCAAACCGAAACUAGAGGACGCGGUGGUGAUACACUCCUCACCGUCAGCGUCACGCCACCCACGGAAUAG
Messenger RNA from Gregarina niphandrodes, 3234 nucleotides. Its product is annotated as putative transmembrane protein. The record is from RefSeq and is a predicted model, not a curated record. Bases 1 to 3234 code for a protein of 1077 amino acids. The transcript is spliced from 2 exons. Lineage: Eukaryota; Apicomplexa; Conoidasida; Eugregarinorida; Gregarinidae.